Molecule: messenger RNA, 6667 nt
Organism: Synchiropus splendidus (mandarinfish)
Lineage: Eukaryota; Metazoa; Chordata; Actinopteri; Syngnathiformes; Callionymidae
Gene: clip2
Product: CAP-GLY domain containing linker protein 2
Exons: 17
Coding region: 578-3589 (1003 amino acids)
Biological process (GO): cytoplasmic microtubule organization
Cellular component (GO): cytoplasm; microtubule plus-end; nucleus
Molecular function (GO): microtubule plus-end binding
Source: RefSeq, a predicted model, not a curated record
UUUCCGGUGAGGUUCCGCGCCCAUGCCGCUCGGCUGUCAUCCACUCGUCUCUCCCCCAGGAGGCUCUGCUUCCCAGCCCCUUUGUUCAGUCUGGCCGGUGGGCUGAGUCACAGGAGGCUGUGCUGUAGCCGACCGAACCCCCGCAAACACAGCGGGGAGACGCAGAUUCCAUCCGUGAAAACAGAGUCGAGAGGCUUGAAAGUUGCCGGUGGUGCGUUUAGGAACUGUCGGGAUUGAAAACGCCGCCGUGUGUUCGACGCUUCUCCGCGAGUGCUCGGCUCAUCCUGAGAAACCGAACCGGCCGGCUAACUGCUAACCGAUCUGCUGCUGACACCGUGUUUCCAUCCUCCUCCUCUUCCUCCUCCUCCUCCGCCUCCUCCGUCGUGGAUCCACGCGCCCUCCAGCAUCCAUCCAUAUUCGCAUCCAGGGAGUGGCCGCUGCUCCUCCCUGGCGUGAUCCAAGUUAUUCCUCCUCCUCGGAGUCUGUUCAUCACAGGAGGGACAUGCACCGUGGCGGUUCCCAGUAGAUCCGCUCGCCUCAGCCCUCCAGUGAGGAGUCCCCGGGUCGCCGCAGCAGAAUGAACAUGCUCAAGUCCAGCGGGCUGAAGAUUCCUGGCCGCGGGCCCAAGCAUUCCAGCCCAGUCGGACGGACGUCGGCAGGAGGAAGCGCGAGCCCCCUGCUCCCCAAGGACAAUGUCCCCCUCAAGCCUCUGACUCCCACCAAGCUAACUGAAGAGGGCGACGACGUCCUGGGCGACUACACUGUGGGUGAGCAGGUGUGGGUCAAUGGCGUCAAACCCGGCAUCAUCGCCUACCUGGGCGAGACGCAGUUCGCUCCGGGCCAGUGGGCCGGCGUCAUCCUCAACGACCUGCUGGGCAAGAACGACGGCUCGGUGGGCGGCGUGCGCUACUUCGAGUGUCAGCCGCUGCAGGGGAUCUUCACCCGACCGUCCAAGCUCAACCGCCACCCGGUGGCGGAAGGCAGCGACAGUCUCUCCACCGACUCGGUGCUGAACCAGAGCCAGCCGGGCGGCGCCCCCUCUGGUCAGAGGGUGGUGAUGCCACUCAGGGAGGGGCUGCUCAACAGCACGGUGAAGACCGGGAACGAGUCAGGGUCCAACAUGUCCGACAGCGGGUCCGUGAAGAGGGGCGGCGACAAAGACCUGCGAGUGGGAGACCGAGUUCUGGUCGGGGGGUCGAAGAUGGGCGUGAUCCGAUACAUGGGGGAGACGGACUUUGCCAAGGGGGAGUGGUGCGGUGUGGAACUGGACGAACCUCUGGGGAAGAACGACGGAGCGGUCGCUGGAACAAGGUACUUCCAGUGCCUCCCCAAGUUUGGCCUGUUCGCUCCGAUCCACAAGGUGAUCCGGAUCGGCUUCCCGUCCACCAGCCCAGCCAAAGUGAAGAAGAGCAAGCGGGUGGCCAUGGGUGUUUCAUCUCUGGCCCACAGCCCCAGCAGCUCCUCCAUCAGCUCCGUCAGCUCCGUGGCCUCGUCGGUGGGCGGACGUCCGAGCCGAGCCGGUCUGCUGACCGAGACGUCGUCCCGUUACGCACGCAAGAUCUCGGGCACGACGGCGCUGCAGGAAGCUCUGAAGGAGAAGCAGCAGCACAUCGAGCAGCUGCUGGCCGAGCGGGACAUGGAGCGGGCCGAAAUGGCCAAAGCCACCAGUCACAUCUGCGAGGUGGAGAAGGAGAUGAGCGCGCUCAAGUCGCAGCACGUGCAGUACGUGACAGAGAAUGAGAACACGCUGCUGCAGGUGAAGAACGUCCUAGCAACUGCUCAGAAGGACAAGAUGGAGUUGACCAAUCAGCUGGAGGAGGAGAAGAGGAAGGUGGAGGACCUGCAGUUCCGGGUGGAGGAGGAGUCCAUCAGCAAGGGAGACCUGGAGACUCAAACUAAACGAGAGCUCGCUCACAUUCGCCACCUCGAGCGAAGUUUGCGCCUCGAGAAGUCCAAGUCUGAGGAGCUUCUCAGGGACUUGACGAAGACUCGGCAAACCACAGUGGAGGAGCAGAGCCGCAUCGCACAGCUGGAGGAGGACCUGAGUCUGAAGAAGGCCGAGGUCGCCGCCCUGCAGGUCCAGCUACGAGGCCUCAGCGCGCAGACGGCGGACGCCGACCAGCCGGAGACGGCGGCGCUGCAAGAGCGGCUGCUGAGCGCCGGCCGCGAGCACCAGAGGGAGAACAGCGAGCUGCGGGAGAAGUACGAGGCGGCGCUGACCGCCAGUCGGCAGGAGGCCGAGGCGCUGAAGUCCCAGGUGGAGAAGCAGAACCAGGAGCUCAGUGAGAUGAAGGUGAAGGUCCAGCAAGCGGCGCGAGAGAACGUGGAGAUGAUGGACACCUGGAAGGCAAAAUUCGACUCACUGGUAAGUGAGCAUCAGCGUUCUCUGGAGGAGCUGCGGGCCUCCUUCAGCAGUGAUCACGUGACCGCGGCGGGUCCAGAGGUGGACGCUCAGGAGCUGCGUGCGACCCUGGAGAGCCUGAAGAUGGAGCACCAGCUGGAGGUGGAGAACCUGAAGGCCAAACACAAGAUUGAAGCAGCGGUGCUGAUGAAAGAGCGCGAAGAUCUCGCCGCCCGACUGCACGAGGCCAGAGAGCAGCAUACGGACAGCGUGCCGACGUGGAGGGCGGAGUCCAAGGGUCCUGCGCAGGAGGGGCUCGCGGAGAAGCUGCAGCAGGCCGAGCGUCGUCUGGCGGAGCUGCAGACGCAACAAGAGCAGAGCGAGGAGGAGCUGAAGGGCCGACUGGCCCGGGCGGAGGCGGCGGCGGCGGAGCUGGAGGUCGUGCGGAGGUCGCACACCGAGAGUCGGGAGGAAGUGCGGCGUCUGGAGGAGCAGCUGAAGGUUCUGACCAAUCAGCUGCAGAGCCAGACGAGCGACGCCACCGAGAGCAUCCACGAGAUCUCAGACGAGCAGAGGAACAUCGAAGAGACGACGGACAAGCUGCUAAAAAGAGAGAAGGAAGUCUCCACGUUGACCUCUCAGGUGGAAACUCUGCGGUGGCAGCUGGCAGCUCUGGAGGUCAAAGUUCACGCGGCGGAGACAAGGGCCGACACGGUGGUGAGGGAGAAGACCCGGCUGGAGGCGGAGCUGGAGUCCGUCACCAAGAAGUCACAUGAUGCCUCCGGUCAGCUGGUCAGCAUCAGCCAGGAGCUGCUGAGGAAGGAGAGGAGUCUGAAUGAGCUGCGAGUCUUGCUCCUGGAGUCGCACCGGCACUCGCGAGACCUGGAGAAGGACCUGACUCGAGAGGUUCACAAGGCAGAGUGGAGGGUCAAAGAGCAGAAGCUGCAAGAAGACAUCAAGACUUUGAGAGAGAAGCUCCUCCUGGUGGGCCGGGAGCACGCCUCGCCUGAGCACCGCAGGUUCUCCAUGCUGGAGCCGUCAGCGUUGGACUCGGAGGUGACCCGGCUCCGGCAGCGGCUGCUCAGCACCGAGGAGGCCCUGAGGAACGCCCUGGACCACAACCAGCAGGUGGACCAGCUGGUCCAGGCGAUGAACCGCCACCCGCAGAAGAGUCCGGUCCUCGCACCAAAGUCCUCCAACGGGAUUCAUCACCAGCCGCCCGACAGCACGCAAGAAGAGCAGCACUGAUGACGGCGGAUCUUCGGGGACAGUUCCUCGCCGGCGUCACAGUUUACAUUCACGAUACCAAAAUGUCUCCACGCGAACGCCUGCGCUGAAAAACUCGAGUGUAUUAUAAAGAUGGCAGAUGAGACGGGGUGUUGUGAGGUUGCCACGGCAACCAUCGCCGUGUCGCUGUAGUUAGAAAACCCGCUGCCUGAAUUUUUUUUGUUUCCAAAAACAGACGUUUUUAUUUAUUUUGAUCCUCUGCGGGGUUUUUUUUGCCGAGAGAUGGUUUCUUGCGUCGGAGCUGAUGAGAGGAUGAAAGUGAGAUUUUAAAGAUUUGAAUGGAAAAAAAGUCCCUCACCAACAAAGGUUUUAUUUUCUACUUUUGUGUCUGAGGGAGAAGCGUUUGUCUUUUAUCGUCGGUGUUUGGGAAUGAAACGAUGGGUUGGUUGUCAUGUGUCAUGUGACCAGGCUGGAGUGGUUGCUGCACAAGAGGAAAUCCAGAGAUCGGAAUGUUUCGUUUUUGUUUAGACUCCGACAACUGGAGUUUGGUUUGAACGGAACACUACGAAAAUCAUCCACUACAAACUUGACUUUUUGAAAAUUACGUUAAAGGACAGACAAGUAUCACGUGAGUGCCGGGGAAAAUAUUCAUCUGUCACAAAACAAUCGUCGGAGAAACUACUUGAAUGUUGAAAAAUAAAACGGUUUUAACCUCCACACUUCAGAAAAGAAAACAGGAUGUUCCGAGAAAGUCUUGCGUGUACCGUCAGAAAAACCUACUCUGCUAUCGGUUAAACACUGUCCAUGUCCAGGACGAUGUGUGACCUUCGGAAAACGAACUUUACUCUUCCGAAAUGUAUUGCGAAAAGCCUUUGUAAAGCAUAACUCUUGGUGCAAAUUGGAAUGUGAGGAGACACAGGUUCAACCAAUAAAAACACAAUUAGUGACCAGAAAAGAAAAAAAAAAACAAAGUUCGGAAAACACUUACUCUGACAUCAUCAGAAAAAAAUGCCGGUAAAAGUAAGGAUGAAUUGACCCUCGGAGAAUUUUCGGCGCAAAGAUUGAAGCGUAAUGUAACUCACCCAAAAUACAGGAAUAUAAAACUAUUCUAGGGAAAAUGCUUGAAAUUCGUCAUGAAGACAACAAAAUAAUUCAGAAUAUUUGGAACCAAGACCAAGUGAAAAGCUUAAAUUAAACCUAUCAAAAUAAAAAUGACUCAUAUCUUGUCUGAAGCUCGAAUUGAAGACGUGAACUCUUGAGUCACGUGGAAGGGUUUGAAGGGGUUUUUUUGGUUAGCAUAAUUCCGAUAAAGUUCUCGAUGACUGAGGUUACCACAGGUCGUCCAUCCAGUUCAAAUCUCUGUUCCGAGAAUCAGUGAGUGAAUAUUUUCAAGAAACAAGUCGGUCUGUGUGAAACGCUGCACGACAGGAAACCACAGAAGAAUCGAGGCCUCCUGCAGCAGCGGGAGGCUACUUUCCUUUUGACUAUCUCAACGCAAAUCAAUCGGCGGUUUUGGAAUCGUGCGCGUCGUGUUGUCAGAAUUUUCCAACCUUCGUGAUUCCGUGUUCGCUCCUGGUCUACGUGACUGCUGCUGACGUCAGCAUGGCAGAGAAGGCCAGUGUGUCAUCGGGGAAAAUCUCGGCGACUGAUCAGGGUCAACACGAGUCAUGUCAACAAGACAUGGAGAGUGAAAACCCCAAAUCACAAAUGUUUGUGUGAAUUCAUUGUUAAGAAAAUAAUGGCUCCUCAUAACAAAGAAAAAAAAUCAUCUGAAGUUGAGGGUCUUAUUUUAGGGUCAGACUUCACUGAAAUCCAUGAUGUGCUGUCACGAAAAUGUAGUUUUGUAGCAGUAACCAUGCUAAACGCUAGAAAACAAAUGUCCAGUUUUUUCCUUCACAUGCUGCUAAGAAAUUCUCCUUAUCAUGAAUUUGAAUCCUUACGACGUUUCAAGACUUGAAAUAAGCUGUUUACGAUAAACUGUUGUUACUGGGUCUGGUUACCCCCGAAGAAAUGGUAUUUAAGCUCUUCAAUGCUAAUCUUGUGUCAAGCCUAGCGUUAUUUUUCACGAUAUCAACAAUGUUGAUAAUAAGAAAAAACUAGGUUACAUGUCUGCGAAAGUAUUGCUAACCAUGCUAUCAAAUAAUGCUAACAACGCCUCAUUUUUUAUGCAACAGUUGACGGUGUACGAACAAAUAAUGUCACACAAAACUUUUAUAACGCAAACUGUGCUACUGAUCAAGCGUAGAACCAAUAUUAUACACAUGACUGCGAGCAAAUACUCCUCCUGAUAAACACAGAAUCAUAAUCAAAAAGUUGUGCCUUUACUGGGUCACGUUCCUACAAAAAUCCACUGCUUCCAGUCGAACAAUCUGCUAACAAAACAAGAUCCUUUUUGUUGCGAGCUCAUGACAUUUUCUGUUUACUAGAAAUGUCCCUAAGAUACACUCACCUCACUUAUAACAAUAAAACAAAUACUUGGUCCUGAAUGAAAUUGAAAGUUUGCUGUUGACGAUUUUGAGUCCUAAACACAUGUAGCGCCUAUUUAUGAAGCAACACAAAGAAUCCUACCAUUGACGCCUUUCAGUUGUUCAUGUCAAAGUGUGUUAAGCGAGCUAACAGUUGUGAAUGUUUUUUUUUCAACCUUUCAUACAAUCAGUCGAAUAUGUCACGCAAUGCUCGUGUGCGACAGUUGAACUACUGACACACAAUCCAGUCUAAUAAUUGUGGACUUCAUGUCGUUUUCCGUCAGUUGUCGAGCAAAGUCUGUACUUCCGGAAAAAAAAAAAACCUUCGCCUUAAUUUGUUGCUUUGUUUCCUGCGAGCUAAUUUGUCGGUCUGAUCAUGUUUGUGCGUCCAUCUUUGAUAAAAUGCCGAAAAAAAGUGUCCUCUACUUGUCAAAGAAUGAAGGGCUUUUACCGGAGACGAGGAAUGCCCGGUCCAGAUGUUCACACCUGGGUUCCGCUUUAAACUUGACGUCUUCCAAAUUCUUUUUUUUUUUUGCGUUCAGUAAAAAUGGUACGAUUUCUUUCCCGCUGGAGUUCUGUAAAGUUUCAAGUCUUUUUGCUGCAACACUGUCAGAGUCAAUAAAUAUUAACAAGU